Molecule: messenger RNA, 615 nt
Organism: Rotaria socialis
Lineage: Eukaryota; Metazoa; Rotifera; Eurotatoria; Philodinida; Philodinidae
Source: the annotation of a GenBank genome assembly
AUGCUUUUUCUUAUCGGUUUUGGGUGGCAUGUAGCAGCCAGUUUUGCAUUUCUUGUUGCUAUUCUAUCUCCAAAUUGGAUAGCAUUUCAAUUAGCCACGUCAUCAGACAAUACUAAUGUUCAACGAGGUAUUUUUUAUGUAUGCGAAUUACUUUCAACGACGAGUGUUUAUGAAUUAACACAGUGCACAUCAAUAAUUGAUGUAGACCCAAUAAAUAUUCAAAAAGGGACAUGGAUAUAUAAACUUGGUAUUGCAUCGGCAGCACUUGCUAUUAGUUGUGCUGGACUUAGUCUUAUUGUUGUAUGGCUAUCUGGAAUUAAUUUCAAUCGUCGUAAAAGAGAUUCAAUUACACAAUGUUUUUUAUCAUCUAUUUGCAUUUUAUUAUUUGUUACUUUUUGCACAUCAGUAGCCGUUUGGAUUUUACUCAUAGCUGAAAUUCUGUCACUUGGUCAAACAGCUGAAACGUCAAUAUUCAGAUGGCCAAUGUGGUUAGCGAUUGGUGCCUCAGGUGGUUUUCUAAUGGGAUUUAUAUCAAUGGUUUUAUCAUUGUGUAGAGGGCUUAGUUGUCGAAGAAGAAGACGAGACGAAUCAUAUUCUCCAGAAAAUCAUUUCUAA